UGGGGGGUGGGGGGGCCGGGAGGGAGGGGGGCAAGAGGAGGAGGAAGCCCACCAAGUCCGGCGGCGGCGGCGGCGGCGGCCGGGAGGAGGCGGAGGACGCGGCGGCGGCGGCGGGGACGCGGUGACUUAGGGCCGCUCCGUUCUGCUUUUUUUCCACCGAUGUAACAGACCUGGAGCCAGCAAGACUCAGAGGAAAGAACUUAAUCAGGUUUAUGUGUCCUAAAGGUUAUGAAGACAGUAUGGAGUUUCCAGACCACAGCAGACAUUUGCUGCAGUGUCUGAGCGAGCAGAGGCACCAGGGUUUUCUUUGUGACUGCACUGUUCUGGUGGGAGAUGCCCAGUUCCGAGCGCACCGAGCUGUACUGGCUUCAUGCAGCAUGUAUUUCCACCUCUUUUACAAGGACCAGCUGGACAAAAGGGACAUUGUUCAUCUGAACAGCGACAUUGUUACAGCCCCCGCUUUCGCUCUCCUGCUUGAAUUCAUGUAUGAAGGGAAACUCCAGUUCAAAGACUUGCCCAUUGAGGACGUGCUGGCAGCUGCCAGUUACCUCCACAUGUAUGACAUCGUCAAAGUCUGCAAAAAGAAGCUGAAAGAGAAAGCCACCACGGAGGCAGACAGCACCAAAAAGGAAGAAGAUGCUUCAAGUUGUUCGGACAAAGUUGAGAGUCUCUCCGAUGGCAGCAGCCACUUGGCAGGCGAUUUGCCCAGUGAUGAAGACGAAGGAGAAGAUGAAAAAUUGAACAUCCUGCCCAGCAAAAGGGACUUGGCGGCCGAGCCUGGGAACAUGUGGAUGCGAUUGCCCUCAGACUCAGCAGGCAUCCCCCAGGCUGGCGGAGAGGCAGAGCCACACGCCACAGCAGCUGGAAAAACAGUAGCCAGCCCCUGCAGCUCAACAGAGUCUUUGUCCCAGAGGUCUGUCACCUCCGUGAGGGAUUCGGCAGAUGUUGACUGUGUGCUGGACCUGUCUGUCAAGUCCAGCCUUUCAGGAGUUGAAAAUCUGAACAGCUCUUAUUUCUCUUCACAGGACGUGCUGAGAAGCAACCUGGUGCAGGUGAAGGUGGAGAAAGAGGCUUCCUGUGAUGAGAGUGAUGUUGGCACUAAUGACUAUGACAUGGAACAUAGCACUGUGAAGGAGAGUGUGAGCACUAAUAACAGGGUACAGUAUGAGCCGGCCCAUCUGGCUCCUCUGAGGGAAGACUCGGUCCUGCGGGAGCUGGAUCGGGAGGACAAAGCCAGCGACGACGAAAUGAUGACCCCGGAGAGCGAGCGAGUCCAGGUGGAAGGGGGCAUGGAGAGCAGUCUGCUCCCCUACGUCUCCAACAUCCUGAGCCCCGCGGGCCAGAUCUUCAUGUGCCCUCUGUGCAACAAAGUCUUCCCCAGCCCCCACAUCCUGCAGAUCCACCUGAGCACCCACUUCCGCGAGCAGGACGGCAUCCGCAGCAAGCCCGCCGCCGAUGUCAACGUGCCCACGUGCUCACUGUGUGGGAAGACUUUCUCCUGCAUGUACACGCUCAAGCGCCAUGAGAGGACUCACUCGGGGGAGAAGCCCUACACGUGCACCCAGUGCGGCAAGAGCUUCCAGUACUCGCACAACCUGAGCCGCCACGCCGUGGUGCACACCCGUGAGAAGCCGCACGCCUGCAAGUGGUGCGAGCGCAGGUUCACGCAGUCGGGAGACCUGUACAGACACAUUCGCAAGUUCCACUGUGAGUUGGUGAACUCCUUGUCCGUCAAAAGCGAAGCACUGAGCUUGCCUACUGUCAGAGACUGGACCUUAGAAGAUAGCUCUCAAGAACUUUGGAAAUAAUUUUAUAGAUAUAUAAAUAAUAUAUAUAUAUACAUAUAUAUACAUAUAUAUAAAUAGAUCUCUAUAUAGUUGUGGUACGGUCUAAAAGCAGUCUUGUUUCCUGGAACUAAAAAGUUGGGAUAUUAACUUGUUUUUGCACUUUAGAAUAGCAUGAGAAUCUCACUAAUUUAGCAUUCUGAUAAAAGAAACUUUAGAGGAAGUCCGAGAAUAGGGAGGUGUUUUUGUUUUGAGGGGGUAGGGAAAUAAGCCAGUGAGAACCUUCUAAACAAAUCAUCCUAUCACAAAAUGCUCUCAUGGCUUCAUUUUGUCAACACUGCAUUGUCUUUUGAGCUCUUCCCCGCCCCCACCCCACAGAGCAGAUUUUUUUUUUUUUAAGUAGAAAUUCCCUCCAGUUUUAUUAGCCUCUUUAUAUGUCUCGAAUUGCAUGAAUCUUUUCUGGCUGUUGGAAACCUGAAUGCUUUUAGACCCAAAUGGAAAAUUUCUGAAAUGCUGGAUUAUCUAUUUUUAAACAAGCAGUUGACUUUCAACUUUUCUGUGGCAACUUCUGGUUUUCUGACAGUUCCCAAUGAGAGCAAUUCUGAAAGUACACUGGGAUCACUGGGACACUGUCUUUGUGAAGGUUUGCUUGGAUGACAAGGAUCUUGCAGCUUCAGCAGUGUUGAACUGUGUGUUUAAAAAUGUGAAUUACUGUUCUUGUAUACUGUAAUUGAUUACGUGGGCUGGGGGGGGUCACAGAACUUGACAGGUUGUGUUGAUGCUCUUAGUUGAGGCUUGAAAAGUAAAUAUUAACGCUACAGAAAUGCAUGAGUUUCAAUGUAUUUUUUUGUCUUUGUUUGCAUUGUAUAACUUUAAUGAGUGAGUUUAAAAUUAUUUAAUUUCCUUAGAAAAAUAGCACCAUUUGGAAAAAAACUGGUGUUAUGAAGAACGUAAAUGCACUGUUUUUAUUUUUAUUUUAUAUAAUUUAAAUUGACUUUCCCACUGUCUUUAAGUUGAAACUGUUAAGCUGAAUAAAAACUUAAGUUGCAAAUUGAUAACUUUGCUAUAUAACAAGGAAAAUAUAAAUGUUUACAAACGGCUUAAAGAUUUGCAUGUGCAGUGUGCAUUUAUAACAAACUUCUAAUUGCACAAAACCCAUGCCAGCUCAAAGUUUAGGUGUACACAUUUACCCGGUUGAGCAUUUUUAGAAUAACUACUGCACAAAUUGACAAUAGGUCAUUCUCUCUUUUUUUUUUUUUCUUUUUCUCCCCUUCUUCCUUACCCUCCCUCCCUUCCUCUCCCUCACCCCCCCCUAAAAAAAAAAAAAAAAAAAAAAAAAACUCAUGAAAAGAUUCUAUGGACUGAAAAAAAGCCCCAGGCUGAAAGGACUGGGCUGCCUUGAUUGACAUGGGGAAGGGGGUUAGUAGACUAUGUGUAUCGCGGCAGCAGAGGCUGCGGCCCAGCGUGUGGUUGUAAUGACCAGCACACAGGGCAGAAGCAUUUUGCACAGUGUUUGUUUUCCUGUCUUGCACUUACAAAUAAGGUCUAUGGGAGUAGCAUGGAAAACGUUUGCUGUUUUUCCCUUUUUUUUUUUAAUUGCUUUUGUUUGAAAUUUGAUCGCCUUAACUACUGUAAACAUAGCCUAUUUUUGUGCUUAAGAUACUGAAUGGAAAACUCCAUUGUGUGUUGCUGGACUGUUUUGAAAAUAUUUGGUCAAAUGUGUAUUAAUUUGGCUGUAAUGGCAUUUAAAGCAAACAAACAAACAAAAAAAGCUGUGAAAAUGGCCUUGGAGCAUUAUCUUUAGUUACUUGAAGAGUUUCUAGUUUUUUUUUUUAAAUACAGUUUAUGUUAAAAAUAAUUUUUAUUAAUUUAGAGAAGACAAUCAAUGUCUGUGAGAAAACGGACUUUUCUUUUGGAUUUUCUUUUUUGUGGUCAUUGUGAGUGAUUGCUUUUUCCUUUUCUUAGUUUCACAUUCUUCCUUUGUUCUAAAACUUAGACUGACAUCUAGCUUUGACAAUCAUAGUAUGUUUUAUUUUCCUGAGGGGGGAAUAACUUAUAAUGCUGUUUAGUUUUGUACUAUUGGUGUGUUGGUGAAUUUUUAAACUGUGUGCUAACUGCAAUAAAUUAUAUGAACUGAGAA
Molecule: messenger RNA, 3924 nt
Organism: Oryctolagus cuniculus (rabbit)
Lineage: Eukaryota; Metazoa; Chordata; Mammalia; Lagomorpha; Leporidae
Gene: ZBTB18
Product: zinc finger and BTB domain containing 18
Biological process (GO): regulation of transcription by RNA polymerase II
Cellular component (GO): nucleus
Molecular function (GO): protein binding; DNA-binding transcription factor activity, RNA polymerase II-specific
Source: RefSeq, a predicted model, not a curated record